AUGUCGACCGUCCAACGUGAAACAUUCACGGUCAAGCUUCGACCAGCACUGCGCCCUCAAGAACCGCCAGCAGAACCGAAGACCACCGAACUACCUGUAGGGCACAAGAAGCGGCCAGGAUGUCGAGCCUUUACCACUCCCACAAUCUUUGAAUCAGAUCAAGUCUUAAUACUCCGCGAUGGCACGAAACUCAGAGCAGACAUCUUCCGCCCUAAGACAGAUGAAAAGGUCCCUGGUAUCAUUAUGUGGGGACCAUACGGAAAGACUAACUCUGGGAUGCUAACUCUCGAUGCUAUGCCCUUCAGAGCCGGUGUACCGGAGAGCUCGCAGUCUGGAUAUGAAAGCUUCGAAGGACUCGAUCCCGCUGAAUGGGUCCCCCGAGGCUACUCCAUAAUCAAUAUUGACGCUCGUGGUGCCGGUCACUCUGAAGGUGAUAUAUUAUGGUGGGGCAGCAGCGACGGGCGUGACGGGCACGACGCUAUCGAGGAGCUUGCAAAGCUACCCUGGAGCAACGGCAAACUCGGCAUGUCGGGUAACUCAUGGCUCGCUGUAGCGCAAUACUUCAUAGCCGCUGAGCAGCCUCCUCACCUUGCAGCCAUUGCGCCGCUAGAGGGUGCCGCGGAUAUGUUCAGGGAAGAUUCUUUCCGUGGCGGGAUACCGAGUGUAGUGUUUGCAAGCUGGAUUGCUGGAAUUCUGCCUGGACGCAACCAGCAAGAAGAUUGGCCUGCUAUGAUCGAAUCCACUUCAACAACGAAUGACUAUUUUGAAGAUAGGCGCGUUGACUUCUCGAAGAUCAAAGUCCCAGCAUAUAUCGGUGGUAGCUACUCGACCGACUUACACACCUUGGGCUCAUUGCGCGCCUUCGAAGAGAUUCCUCACCAGGACAAAUGGCUCGUUGUGCACUCAACACAGGAAUGGUACGACCUGUACUCUUCCUCGCGAACCGCGGACCUGGACAAAUACUUUUCCCGAUAUCUCAAAGACGCCAAUAAUGAUUGGGAGACCACACCUCGCGUCCGAUUAUCUCUCCUCAACUACACAAGCCCAGCCAUAGACAAUAUCCCCUUCCCCGAUUUGCCGUGGCACUUACCAUCCGCCCAAUGCACAACAAUUUACCUCGCGCCCAACCUCACCCUCUCCCCGACCGCACCAUCCGAUCGCAGUACCCUGGCCUACCAAGCUGAUGGUUCCGAAACACUAUCAUUUACACACACAUUCGCAUCCCGCACCGCGCUCGUCGGGCCUAGCACGCUAACGGUCUACAUCUCGAGCCCAGACCAUGAUGACCUUGACAUAUAUGCCCAUAUUUUCAAGUACUCCGCAUCCGGGCUCGAGUUGUCAAAUCUGAACAUCCCUGUCUCCUCAGAUGUUUCUGUUGAAGAAGCAAGGGCAGGGACGCAGAACCGCGUGUUCCGGUACUGGGGCCCAAGUGGACAGAUACGGGCCUCGCAACGGCACGUUUGUCCUACCAGGAGCACAAAGACAUGGUCCACACUGAGCCAUGAGGAAGUGCAGAAAGUAGUGCCAGGCGAGGUGGUGAGAUUAGAUGUGCAGCUGUGGCCAACUGGCAUAAUCUUUGCGCCCGGCGAAAAACUGGUUUUAACGAUCAGUGGUGAGAAGAUAGGUAUUCCUACGUUGCCGAACUUGCUCAAGGGGCAGAAUCAGAACAGAGGAAAGCACACACUUCAUCUCGGCAGAGAUCAAGAGUCGAGUUUCAAGUUCUUUACUGUUGAUAUUUAG
This is a messenger RNA of Ascochyta rabiei, 1740 nucleotides long. RefSeq lists its product as uncharacterized. The transcript is spliced from 4 exons. The record is from RefSeq and is a predicted model, not a curated record. Gene Ontology annotation, molecular function: dipeptidyl-peptidase activity. Bases 1 to 1740 code for a protein of 579 amino acids. NCBI's taxonomy places the organism in Eukaryota, Fungi, Ascomycota, Dothideomycetes, Pleosporales, Didymellaceae.